This is a messenger RNA of Pteronotus mesoamericanus, 351 nucleotides long. It is a transcript of the gene MCCD1, whose product is annotated as mitochondrial coiled-coil domain 1. The transcript is spliced from 2 exons. The coding region runs from base 1 to 351 and encodes 116 amino acids. The record is from RefSeq and is a predicted model, not a curated record. Lineage: Eukaryota; Metazoa; Chordata; Mammalia; Chiroptera; Mormoopidae.
AUGGCCCUCCUUCUAACCUGGCUCUCUCGAUGUUGCAGCCGCCUCCUUCUGCCUUCCUGGCCCCUGGCCCCUGAGGGAUCCCAAAGGUGCUGUUCCCAGAGCCCCGAGGCAAGCACGAAAGACCAGACCAGCACCACAGACAGUGGGAAGAUGAGGUCUCCCACCACGGGUCCCAGGCACACAGGUGAGCUGGCCCAGGCUGAGGAGCUGCUGGAGCAGCAGCUGGAGCUGUACCAGGCCCUGCUGGAAGGGCAAGAGGGGGCCUGGGAGGCACAGGCCCUGGUGCUCAAGAUCCAGAAGCUGAAAGAGCAGAUGAGGAGACACCGAGAGAGCCUGGGAAGAGAAACCUAA